Molecule: messenger RNA, 3405 nt
Organism: Malus domestica (apple)
Lineage: Eukaryota; Viridiplantae; Streptophyta; Magnoliopsida; Rosales; Rosaceae
Product: COBRA-like protein 4
Biological process (GO): plant-type cell wall cellulose biosynthetic process; cellulose microfibril organization
Cellular component (GO): plasma membrane
Source: RefSeq, a predicted model, not a curated record
GUUUGUAUUUCUAUGUGCCAUGUAUGUAUGUGUGUGUGUAUAUAUAUAUAUAUUGUGUUACGUGGAUUGGAAAAUAUGGUAUUUGGAAAAUUAGGAGCUACUUACUGUGGGCAGCAAUAUACUUUUGACCACCUACGGCUAAAACCAGCGGCUUAGCCUCUGGAUUUUCUUAAACGACCCAAUAGGAAAGAGCGUUUUGCCUUGUGGGUUGACAAUUUUAAACUUAGACCUUAUCACCAAAAUGUUCCAUACGGCAAUCAAACUACUUUAUAUAACAAAUCCGAAGCAUGAAAUAGACUCCUUAUGAAUUCUAGCAUGUUCUUUCGAGGAAAACCCUUAUAAAAAAACAUUCAAUACCUCUUAAAAAUAUGGCAAAACCUAUAUUAAAAAUUGGAUUUUCUUUUGGUUCACGAAAGAAUACAUUUACAAAAGAAAAUAUAAAGGGUACAUUUUUGUUUAUAAACAUUUUCAUUAGAAGCACGUUAGAAAUGUUCUUGUUGUUUCUUCAUAAAUCACUGAUUUUUGUUAUGUUUUUGUAAUUGGCAAUUACUUCUAAGUUAUUUUGUGAAACUCUGGUGUAAUCACAUUUGCUUGAAACUUCGCCGCUUUUGUUUGAAAUUGAACUUGUAAAUUAGCAAUUAAGCUUUAUGAAUGCAAUAAAUAACCAUGCUUUUACAUAUAACAGUAAAAAAGUUGGGAUUCAAUCAUAAAAUUAAGGGAGUUUUAACGAAAAGUCCACGGUAUUGUUUACUUUAACUAAAAACCACAUUUUUACACUAAAAAGUCAAUCCUGGUACUAUUCAUUUUACCCUUUAUUUUGUCUUAAAACUCAAAGUUUUUAAGUCAUUUUCAUUAAUUUUCCUUAAAAUUAAUUGGUAAUACAUGCAAUAACUCAAUUACUUAUAAGUACAUGCAAUGUUCCUUUUUUCUUCAACGUGAGAUUUACUCCCAACACGCCUUCGCCCCCCACAUAUGACAAACUUUUAAGUCUAAUAACACUUGAAUAACACAAAUUUCGUAACGUGUAGUACGUGUAGCCAUUGGGCUUCACAAAUGGGACAAUGUGCUCCAAUACUGUGAAGAAAGUUGAGGUUCUACCAUAAAAUCCAUUGGCUAUGUGGGACUUUAUCCUCACAUUCUCACAUGCCCCCUCACGUAUAAAGAAUUGUCAAGCCUAACACGUGAAUAACAUAAACAGAAUGACGUGAAGCAAAUGUGACAAUUGCGGUCUUCACACAUAAUAUCCAGUUGAGGUUUACAUCCAGCCUUUUGAAGAUCUAAUUCACAAUUAAUGGGUUAGCUAUCAAUCAUCUUCCAAGCAAAUAACGACCAAAAUUUCAUUUUCGUUAAUACAAACGAUAAUAGAAAAAGAAAAAAUUGAACACACCACCUCAUCAUAUACAUUAUCAAAAGUUAAUACUUAAUACUUUUAAUCAAGAGAAGAGCCAAAAUUUGGGUUGGGGGCUGGCAAAAUCCAUAACCAAUAAUAUUCACAUAUGUGCAUUAACUUGGAUUGGGAGCCACCAUCUACUUUUUCACUAAAAAUCUCCUACCAUAUUGUGAAAUAACUUUGCAUGUACAAAGGUUGGAAAAAAGUUGGGUUGGUGGGCAUGGCCACUAGGAAUCUAGUUGUGACUUCGUCAUUGUUAUUAAUCACUUGAGUUACAAGCCUACGAGUUCUUUGCGAUUAAUUUCGAUUUUUUUUCAAAAAAUGAGGAUGUCUUCCCUUAAAGACUGAAUAGAAUUUCUCUUAGCUUGAACUUCUACUCUCAUUACCUGUCAACUUCAGCUGCAAACCAGGGACCGUUGAGAUGGUGUGCUCACUGCAAAUAUAUUUGGAAUGCCUAGCGAGCUAAAGCAGUUGCUUUUAGGACUUGGAAAGCCAAACAGAAGUCUCGAGAGAUCAGAGAGACUGAGAGAAUUGGACAUGUAGUUCCAAGUAUGCGACAACCAUUAGCUGCAUAUGAUCCUUUGGAUCCGAAUGGAAACAUAACAGUAAAAUGGGAUAUCAUGUCUUGGACACCAGAUGGUUAUGUGGCGGUUGUUACCAUGAACAAUUUCCAAACGUACCGGCACAUCAUGAGCCCGGGGUGGACGUUAGGGUGGAUGUGGGCUAGAAAAGAAGUGAUAUGGGCGGCGGUGGGAGCUGAAGCCACGAAACAAGGUGACUGCUCCUGGUUCAAAGGGAACAUACCUCAUUGUUGCAAGAAAACCCCCACCGUUGUGGACUUGCUUCCUGGUGCUCCUUACAACCAGCAAUUCACAAAUUGCUGCAAAGGUGGCGUGGUGUCUGCGUGGGGCCAAGACCCAUCGACCGCGGUCUCAUCCUUCCAGCUCAGUGUUGGAUCAGCCGGCACUACAAAACGGACAGUCAGACCUCCUAAGAACUUCACGCUGCUAGGCCCCGGACCAGGGUACACCUGUGGCAGGGCAAGAGUUGUGCCUUCCACAAUAUUUUUGUCACCUGACCGACGCCGCAGGACUCAAGCUUUGAUGACAUGGAACGUGACCUGCACAUAUUCACAACUUCUGGCCAAAAAGUACCCAAGCUGUUGUGUCUCUCUCUCGUCUUUUUACAAUUCCACAGUCGUUCCUUGCCCUUCUUGCACUUGUGGUUGCCACGACAAGAGCAAUUGCGUCCAAAGUGGUUCCAAAAUUGUUAGCACGGUGGAAGAUGACGCUACAGAGAAAAGCAAUGUGCAGCCGCUACCGCAGUGCACACGCCACAUGUGUCCGGUGAGAGUGCACUGGCAUGUGAUGCUGAAUUACAAGGACUAUUGGAGCGUGAAGGUGUCGAUUACAAACUUCAACUAUCGGAUGAACUACACGCUUUGGACUCUGGUAAUUCAGCAUCCUAAUUUCAUCAACGUCACGCAAGUUUUCAGCUUUGAUUACAAGCCUCUCGUUGCUUACGACUCUAUAAAUGACACUGGCAUGUUUUAUGGCUUGAAAUUCUACAAUGACCACUUAAUGGAAGCCGGGAAAUUUGGGCACGUUCAGUCGGAGAUGCUGCUUAAAAAGGACAAGAAUACCUUCACUUUGAGGGAGGGGUGGGCAUUUCCUCGCAAAGUUUACUUCAAUGGCGAUGAGGGCCAGUUGCCUCCACCUGAUGUCUACCCGUUUCUUCCCAAUUCUGCCCAUGAAACUCUACUCUCCUUCUCACCGUUGAUUUCGUCAUUCACUUUCUUGUUCAUAGUUAUUUGGUGAUUUGGUUCCGUAGAUUCCAGAAUCGUGGUCGAUGCCCUAAAAGCUUUGAACCUGAGGUAUGAAUGAUAUUUUGCAGAGAGAAUUGGAGCACAGGUACUUAAACUUCAAGCAUUCUUUGAAGAAUGCAAACUCAACUUACUUGUAUGUGUAUCUUGUGAACAGAGAGACUGAAUGAGUCUGGUAUAUGUUCUCUGAAAU